Messenger RNA from Gaeumannomyces tritici R3-111a-1, 1633 nucleotides. RefSeq lists its product as hypothetical. The transcript has 4 exons. NCBI's taxonomy places the organism in Eukaryota, Fungi, Ascomycota, Sordariomycetes, Magnaporthales, Magnaporthaceae. Gene Ontology annotation, molecular function: dioxygenase activity. The coding region runs from base 419 to 1543 and encodes 374 amino acids. The record is from RefSeq and is a predicted model, not a curated record.
GCCUUGGAGGAGGCUGCCUCCGUCCGAAGGCUUUUUUGUCUCUUCUCCCUCGUCAAUCCAAGUCGUUCCAUCCCUGUUGCCUGGAAUCCUCGGCGGCUAAUCUGGUUAGGCCCAGUGACAUGGAUCCGCUGUCACACGAUCUGCCAUUCCCCUUAUCGCGGGGAGGGUGAGGGGGGGCAGUCAAUGCUGGGCAGUGCCGCGGCGACGAUUGAACCCCACCAGCCCUGGCUCCGUCGGCCGGCUCCGUGACCACAACAGAGAAAAAGCGCCGAGUCAAAAAUAUCAUCUGAUUCGGCAUUGGAGGUGGGCUUUUUCUUGAAAUAACAAAGCAGCCACUGUCUCCAGAACAAAGACCCUUCACAAAGACCCUUCUCCCUCCAUUCCUCAUUCCUCAGACAACAACACAGGCGCCGCCAAAAUGGACCUCCCCGUCAUCAACCUCGACGUCUUCCUCCAGCAGCCGCGCGACUCGCCCGCCGUGCGCGACGAGUGCGCCAAGGCCGCGUCGGCCCUCAUCACGUACGGCGCCCUCGUGCUGCGCGACGGCCGCGUGCCCGAGGCCGCCAACGAGGCCUUCCUGGACCUGCUCGAGGACUACUUCGCCCAGCCCGAGCCGGACCUGCGCCGCGACGAGCGGCCCGAGCUGGGCUACCAGGUCGGCGUCACGCUCGAGAACACGGAGAAGCCAAAGUGCGCCGUCGACGAGCCGUGCCUGCGCGUCAUCGAGCGCCUCGCCCCGGCCGAGCGGCCCCUCGACAUCGCCGCCCACGAGCCCGACCCCAAGUGCCGCUUCUUCUGGCGCGUCGUCGAGGAGCCGCCCUACGCGACCGAGUUCCCGGCCCUCAACGCCCCAAACGUCGUCCCGGACGCGCCCCAGAUCAAGGAGCGCUGGGUGCCGACCAUGGACCAGUGGGGGUCGUUUAUGAAGAAUGCCGUCUCUGAUCUUGCCGAGAUGGCCGCCAUAGGGCUGGGCCUUCCGGGCAAGACGUUCAAGGAGGCGGGCCAAUAUGGUCCCCACCUGCUCGCCCCGACGGCAUCCGACCUCAAAAAGUACGGCGCCAAGGACACCAUCCUGGCCGGCUUCCACACCGACCUCAACUUCCUCACCAUCCACGGCCGCUCGCGCUACCCGGGCCUGCACAUUUGGGCGCGCAACACGGGCAAGAAGAUCGCCGUCAAGAUGCCGUCCGGCGAGGGCUACCUGCUCGUCCAGGCCGGCAAGCAGCUGGAGCACCUGACGGGCGGGCUCGUCAAGGCCGGCUUCCACGAGGUCGUCGUCAACGACGCCACCCUCGACGUGGUCGAGCGCAGGUCGAGGGAGCUCCCGGACCGGCCCCUCGUCCGCAUCUCAUCCACCUUCUUCUGGCACCUGUCGUCCGACUUUGACCUGGCGCCCAUCCCCAAGCUGGCCGAGGAGGCGCGCCGCGUCCGCGCCGAGCAGUUCAAUCUCGGCCGCGACGAGGGCGAGGAGCCAGAGUACGCGCCCAUGAAGGUUGGCAAGCAGGUUCAAAACGAGCUUAAGCACAUUGCCUUGAUGGCAUAGAUGCUUUGGCUAUCAGCACAUUUUCAUAUUAAAGGGGCGCAUUUUGGUUGGUAUAUAGGUGUUUUUAUUGCAGAUAAAGAGGUUAGUAAU